This is a messenger RNA of Quercus robur (English oak), 944 nucleotides long. RefSeq lists its product as uncharacterized. The transcript has 3 exons. The record is from RefSeq and is a predicted model, not a curated record. Bases 1 to 624 code for a protein of 207 amino acids. Lineage: Eukaryota; Viridiplantae; Streptophyta; Magnoliopsida; Fagales; Fagaceae.
AUGGAGAUAUACAAGGAGGUACUUCCUCCCAUGCCUGGCCAGUCAGAAUGGGCUGAGACUGGACAGCCUGCUCCCUUGGCACCUUACAUAUACAAACCACCAGGCAGACCACCCAAGCAAAGAAAGAGGGCUUCUGAUGAGCCUAGGAACCCUUACAAAGCAAGUAGACAGAACAGACCUGUAAGAUGUGGGAAAUGCAAAAAGGAAGGGCAUAACUCAAGAGGGUGCAAGGCUGGCAUCACUGGGGAGACACCAUGGCAGAGGAGACAGAGACUUCAAAGAGAAAAAGCUGCAAGGGAGGGGGUGCCUGCACCUAGAUCUGCACCUCAGCCUGCACCUCAGCCACCAUCCCAGCAGCCUACCCAGACCUACAACAUGAUGUCUGCCACUCAGCCUUCAUCCUCACAGCAAGGAAAUCAACCUAGGCCAUCUCACAAGAGAGCAGGAUGGUUCUCUUUCUCACAACCAGAGUUUCACACACCUAGGGAGACCUGGGAUACCUUACCAAGUUCUUCACAGCCUUCACAUGCAAGUGGGAGCACUGGUGGUGUGAGGACUAGAGGACAGCUUGCUGCACAAAGGCCACCAAAAAUGAAUCCAGUGGGUGGAAAGAGGAAAGAGUAAAGGCAAGAAAUGAAUGAAGCUAGUGGGUACGCAUGCCAGCAUUGGGAGUAAAGCUAGUGGGAACAUGUGGGCCUUUUUGGUUUUUUUUUUUUUUUGUGAAGACCACUGUUGGCCUUUUGUAAUUAUCAAUUAGUGUAAAAAACAGUCACUGCUGGUCUUGGAAUGUGCUUUUUUGUAAUUACUAAUUAGUGUAAAAAACAAUCACUGCUGGCCUUGGAAUGUGCUUUUUUGUAAUUAAGGUACAAUACACUCCAGGUUGUUAUAUGGAAGUUGUGAUAUUACAGUUUGUAUGGAACAAUAUUUGUCCAAACUAGAUUAUA